CUUAAAAUCAACAAGGAUGAGAACACCAAGUUAUACUAUGGAGAUAAACUACUUCUCCCAAAGGAAUGCUCCAAUACGGUCGAACCUGUUCAGAAGCUACUCGUGCAACUGGUAUGUUACCGUAUAUCCCAAGGGAAACGGUAUUAAUACACACAUGUCUAUGUAUCUAGAUGUUGCAAAUUCGCUCUCACUGUAUCAAGGAUGGUGGAGACGUGCCAAGUUUCGUUUUGUUAUCGUGAACCAAUCCAAUGUCGCCAGGUCCAAACGUCUAGCAACUUCUUACACCUUCAACAAGACUUGGCCAAACCUGGGUUUCAAAAAGGCCUUGCGUCUUACCAAACUUCAAGAGGAAAUGUUUCUUGUGAACGACAAACUUAAAAUUGAAGUCUACGUUUAUGUAUAUGAUAUUAUGGGUAUACUAGAUACACAUGUGUUACCUGAAAAGAAGGACACGACCGUGUGUGUCAAUGGAUUCCAAGUUCUUGAUUCUCAAGUCAAGUCAGCAAACAUUAUUUUUGAGACUUAUCCUGAAACAGCAUUGUAUAUUUAUCCACAAGAUCCACAGCUUAAGACAGCAUACAUGAACAUUCUCCUCAGAAUCUACGAGAUACUUUACAACAAUCCUCUUGAGAAGCUCACGGAAAGUGAGCUAAGUAAAGUUUCCAAGGAUUUGCUUGAUCUGACACAAGCUGGUUUUAAGCUGGAAUGGUUGAGGGAAAAGCUUGAGAAGGCUUCCGUGGAGAGGAAGAAACUCGCUGGUUAUGAAGCUCAUGCUCUGGAACUUGGAAAACAGUUGAAGAAUCUUGAGCUGAUGAUGUGUAAUCUCAAAGCUGAGAUAAAGUCGAAAGCGGAGAGCUGACUAUAUUAUUAUAGUUGGGUUUUAAUAACUUUUAGUAUAUCUUAUGAUUUCUUCUUUAUUGUUUUCCAGGUUUUGAUUUAAGAUCAAUCAUAGAUCCUAGG
Messenger RNA from Brassica oleracea var. oleracea, 960 nucleotides. RefSeq names its product MATH domain and coiled-coil domain-containing protein At2g42465-like. Lineage: Eukaryota; Viridiplantae; Streptophyta; Magnoliopsida; Brassicales; Brassicaceae. The record is from RefSeq and is a predicted model, not a curated record. The coding region runs from base 17 to 859 and encodes 280 amino acids. Gene Ontology annotation, molecular function: protein binding. The transcript has 3 exons.